This is a messenger RNA of Aedes albopictus (Asian tiger mosquito), 1093 nucleotides long. RefSeq names its product replication protein A 32 kDa subunit (gene RPA2). Gene Ontology annotation, biological process: double-strand break repair via homologous recombination; nucleotide-excision repair; DNA replication. The record is from RefSeq and is a predicted model, not a curated record. Bases 151 to 897 code for a protein of 248 amino acids. Gene Ontology annotation, molecular function: single-stranded DNA binding. NCBI's taxonomy places the organism in Eukaryota, Metazoa, Arthropoda, Insecta, Diptera, Culicidae. Gene Ontology annotation, cellular component: DNA replication factor A complex; nucleus; site of double-strand break. The transcript is spliced from 3 exons.
CCGCUCAAAACAAAUCGGGCUCGCUUGCUUAUCGGUAGCUCGUGUGAUUUUUGUCCGCAAAAUUUACAAGAAAUUUCCUGGUGAAAGCAGGGAAAAUACAUCCGGUUUUGUCUCUAAUUUAGUGUUGACCUUUCCAUACAUCACAAUAAAAUGAAUGACAGCUUCGGAGGAUUCAGUGCCAACACCACCGGCGGUGGUGCAGCACAGGAGAACAAAGCCGAGGGUGUCGUUCCGCUGACCAUCCGGCAGAUACUGGAAUCGUCCGAGGCGGGAGUGCAGCUGUUCGGAAUCCACUACAGCAUGGUGACCUUUGUGGCGAUCGUACGGGAUGUGGACCAUUCGUCGACGAAGAUCACCUAUCGGCUGGAGGACCACACCGGUCGGGUGGACGCCCACCUGUGGCUGGAGGAGGGCGACACCGAACAGGUGCCUGGCCUGGCGACGAACGGCUAUGCCCGGGUUUUCGGCUCGGUGCGUCACCAGAGCGGCAGCAAGGCGGUCAUGAUCUACAAGAUCGAGCAGGUCAGCUCGCCGAACGAUGUGACGACCCAUCUGCUGGAGGUGCUGAACGCUCGCUAUAAGGGCGAGGAGUACGCCAAGGGUGGUGGCGGUGCCGGUGGGAGUGGAGCUGAGCACGGUGGAGAUAAGCAGAGUGCUUCGAGCGGAGGCUUCAUGGAAACGGACGGCAACUCGAUGGGUCUGAGCGGAAAGCAACUGCUCGUGUACAAAGCGAUCAAGAGCCACAUAUCGGAUAUCGGGAUCAGCCGGCAGGAGUUGCAGCAGAAGUUCCCGCAUAUCAGCGCCACGGAGAUGCAGAGCAUAACCGACUACAUGACCCAGGAGGGAAUCGUCUACACCAGCGUGGACUCCGAUCAUUUCCUGUGCGUGGACGCGUAAGACAGUCAAAGAAACGUCAAAGUGUUUUGUUGGUACAAAUUAAGGUAUUUAUAAGCAACCCAUAUAUGUCAUAGUUAUACCCACACUCUAAAUAAUGCAUCAUUUGAUCAAUCCCCGAAUUUGUUAAAAUUGAAAAAGUGAACCGCUAUUAUAAUAAUGAUUUAAUUUUGAUAUUAAAAGUCAUCUGGAAAGUCUA